GGGCAGCAAUUCCAUUUCAUUCUUCAUUUCUAUCUCCCCUGUGGAAAUUGCAAUCAAGUUCGUUCCUUUUUGGUGCUUUGAGUGGCAGGUCAAGAAAGCUCAUGGUUGGAACUGGGCAGUGUUUUCUUUUGAAUGGCUUUAUUUUCUUAUGAAGCAGGCUCCGGUGGGGAACAGUAAUCCUCCAAAAUUUGUGGUUACUGUCCUAUAUAUGUGCCCAGUUAAAGCCCUCUUCUCCAAAUUUCAGAUGCCUUAAAAAUUACAAACCCUGAAAAAAUCUCAGAAACCUCUUCUCUUCCCUUUCUGCCUUGUUAUUAAUAAUAGGAGGAAGAUGAAAAACAACAUGAUGGACAUGUGGAAAAUCAUCCACAUCCCUGACAAACCACCGAUCCCUCCUAACCAGCAACCCACUGUGAAUGUGUUGGCAUCAGUUAUUGAUCCAAAGCAUGCUAAUACCCUUAUAAGGCGAUUAAAUCAGAUAGCUCCUUUUGAAAAUCUAUGCCAUGUCAAGCGGAUUCGAAAGAAGCAUCUUGAAGGAGGAAAAACUCAGCUUUCAGUAAUUUUAUGUCUUGCUUCUGAGGAUAACAGUCUGUUGAACAGCUUGCCACAAGAUGUACAAGAGUUGAGCAAUUCCUACCAGUUGAGUCCUUUUGUUACAAAAGUUUGCAAAUAUGCCGCGACAUCCAAAGAAGAGUGGGAAGAACAAUGCAAGCUAUGGCCAACCUCAUACCAUCCACCUACCUACAAUAUUGAUGGGAUUACUGGAUUCAGUGAAGAGGAUUCAUUGUCAGUUUUCAGCUUCAUGAAAGUUGCUAUUGAGUUGGCAAAAUCUGGUGAUGGUUUGAUUGUCAAUGCUGCAGUUAUAGUGGAUCCUUCAGUUCCGCAGAUCAUUACAAAUGGACGUGAUCAAAUCUUCUCGUGGCAUGCUCCCACAAACAAGACUUGCAUCAGAAAUGACUGCAUUGAACAGUCCACGACCCUUAUUUCUCAUCAGUCUAAUGGAGCAGCAAGUCUUAUAACAGAAGUGCUUCCAAAUGCUUCGCCUGGUGAACCUGAAAGUUUGUCUUAUGUGGUGUCUUGUUUAAACCCUUGGAAGUGGUCUGAACAGCGAUCAGAUACAGCUAAUUCUUGUUAUUGGCAUCCUUUACGACAUGCUGCUGUUGUUGCCAUUGAAUCUUCUGCUGACAGGGACAGACGCCUGUUCCCUGGUUUAGGAGAUGCUGAAGAGAAAACCUUUGAAACUUCACAAUCAUCUUAUGUUGGUUCCCCAGUGAAAAGACAAAAGACGAGUGUUGCAAAUGUCGAGAAGAAGGAAGCGGAUCCUCCUGACAUGCCUUCAAAUUCUGUACCAGAGAGACCUUAUCUGUGCACUGGUUAUGACAUCUAUCUUGUGUGGGAGCCAUGUAUAAUGUGUGCAAUGGCACUUGUUCAUCAGAGAAUUAGACGAAUAUUUUAUGCUUUCCCCAAUCCAAUUACUGGUGCAUUGGGAAGUGUUCACAGACUACAAGGAGAGAAAAGCUUAAACCAUCAUUAUGCUGUAUUCAGAAUCUGUGUGCCUGAAGAAGUUCUUGAUAUAGCUGGAGACAGCAAGAGCUGCUGAUGUCAACUGAAGUGCCAACCACUGUUAGUUAACAAGAUUGGUCCAGGUCAUGAUAGAAUUUAAUUGAGCAUUUUUUUCAAGGAAUAGGAUUUUAACUUUUGCACCAAGAAGAUGAAUGCAUGAUUUUUCUCUUAGCAAAUGCAGAAGUUCCUUACAGAGCUUUGGACUGCAGAAAUGUGCUCCUGGGUUCUCAAAGCCAAUAUGUAUUAUGGCUUCAUUUGAAGGUGCUGAUGAUUGAUUCACAGAUCGUUGACCUUCAUGGAUUAUGUACACAUUUAAUUCAAACACUUCACGUGUGCUAACCAUACACUUUCUAUUCGAAGCUGCUACUUUCAGAAA
Messenger RNA from Populus nigra (black poplar), 1936 nucleotides. RefSeq names its product tRNA-specific adenosine deaminase TAD3. The coding region runs from base 329 to 1597 and encodes 422 amino acids. Gene Ontology annotation, biological process: tRNA wobble adenosine to inosine editing. The transcript is spliced from 11 exons. The record is from RefSeq and is a predicted model, not a curated record. NCBI's taxonomy places the organism in Eukaryota, Viridiplantae, Streptophyta, Magnoliopsida, Malpighiales, Salicaceae. Gene Ontology annotation, cellular component: nucleus; cytoplasm. Gene Ontology annotation, molecular function: tRNA-specific adenosine-34 deaminase activity.